AUGGGCAACAACAAGCUUCUUUUUGCUGGGCUGGCUGUGGCACUAUCUGCUGUCAUUGGCCUGACGAAACUGUAUUCGUCCUUUAGCCGGACGGGCAAGCCAGACGAGGUGCAGCCGAGCCUCGUCAAGUCUCUCAUCCUCUUCUGCUACUCAUGCUUCAUCAAGCCGCACAGUGGUGGUGGAGACGGCACGCAGCAGGAUGCUCUGGAGAGCUUCUACCAGACGCAAGCUGGCGUCUACGACGUGACGCGCAAGGCCCUGCUCAAGGGUCGUGAGGACAUGUUAGCCCUCGUGGCGGCCCAGCUUGCCUGCCGCACCGAGGACGAGAGCCAGGUAGCGGCAAAGGGCCGCAAGGCGGCAAUGGCGAAGCCGACGACGCCCAAGCGCGUCUGGGUCGACGUCGGUGGAGGCACAGGCUGGAACAUCGAGGCCAUGUCGGCAUUCGUCAACGUGCCCGAAUUCUUCUCGAGCGUGUACCUGGUCGAUUUAUCGCCAUCCCUGUGUGCAGUGGCGCGAAAGCGCUUUGCCCGGCUCGGCUGGUCUAACGUGCACGUCAUCUGCGAGGACGCACGCAAGUUCCGCCUGGAGGACUACGAGGCCGACCGCCUGGCAGCUACACCGACCCAGACCGGUUACUUUUCGUUCGACCGGCCCGCCCACGGUGGAGCGGACUUGAUCACUAUGUCCUACAGCCUGUCAAUGAUUCCCGACUUCUACUCAGUCAUCGACUCGCUGACGUCGCUGCUCGCACCCAACGGCGUCAUCGGCGCCAUUGACUUUUACGUGCAAGGCAAGGCCGACUUUGGCUUCCGCAACUACACGGGCGGGCUGGUCAACCGGCAUAUUCCCUUUAUCGGCCGCACGUUCUGGCGGGCCUGGUUUGAGCUGGACCGCGUCAGCCUCGAGGCCGGACGGCGCGACUACCUUGAAUACCGCUUUGGCACGGUGCUGAGCGCCAACGAUCGGAAUCGGUCGCUUGGCUCGAUCCCGUACUACAUUUGGGUAGGCUGCCACAAGAAGCCGUUUCACGCGACCAGCCUGCCGCACGAGGUAGUGGAGCGCGUCGACGCCAUGGUGACAGAGUCGCCGUACCUCUCGGGUACCAAUGCAUCCCGGCCGCCACCCAGUCCGGCCACAACCCUCUCGCGGGCCGUACAGCGAACGGCGCCAGAGAUGCGGUCCAAGGCGUUUGAAACGGCGAUUGCGAACCUCUCGGCUGGGCUGCCGCUGCCGGCGUUCUUCUAUCAGAACCACCACUGGCGGAUCUACUACGACGAUCAGCUGGCCAAGCACAAGCAGUUCAACGACGAGUACAUCUACGCCUUCACGUGGGAGGACACACGCGUGGACGAGCGGCUGCUACGGCUGGGCGAGAACGACGUGGUGCUGGCCAUCACCAGUGCCGGUGACAACAUCCUCUCGUAUGCGCUGCAGAGCCCGGCCCGCAUCCACGCGGUCGACUUGAACCCGGCGCAGAACCACCUGCUGGAGCUCAAAGUUGCUGCUUACUCAGCACAACUGCCCUACGACGAUUUCUGGCGGCUCUUUGGGGACGGUCGGCACCUGGGCUUCCGCCAGCUGCUGCUCUCGCGCCUGUCGCCGCACCUGUCCAGCCGCGGGUUCCAGUACUGGCUGCGCAACGCCCACGUCUUCACCAGCGCCGGCGGCUUAUACGACACGGGUGGCUCGCGCAACGCGAUCCGCAUCUUCCGCUACAUCAGCUACGUCUUUGGCUGCCGCGGCGCCGUGCGGGCCAUCCUUGAGGCCAAGACGCUCAACGAGCAGCGCGAGAUCUGGCAGGCCAAGAUUCGUCCGGCCCUGUUGUCGCGUCUCGUAUCUGGCCUGGUCGUCAGCCAGGAGAGCUUCCUCUGGACGGCCCUAGGCGUGCCCAAGAAUCAGCUGGCGAUGAUCGAGGACGAUCACGUGACGGAUAUGAAGAGCAACAAAAACAACACGACCUACAAGCCGACAGCCCGCAACAUCCGCUCGCAUGCCGUCUGGCACUACAUGGUCAACACGCUGGACCCGAUGGUCGAGACGGUGCACUUGGCGGCCGAGAACCCGUACUACCUCGUCUGUCUGGACGGGCAGUUCUCACGACGCUGCCACCUGGACUACCAGUCGCCACAAGCCCACGCGCGGCUCUCGCGGCCAGGCGCCUUUGACGGGCUGCGCAUCCACACGGACGAGAUCGAGGAGGUGAUUGCACGGCUGGCGCCGGCGUCGCUGACCGUGGCCGUCAUCAUGGACAGCAUGGACUGGUUUGACCGCGGCGGCGACGGCGCGCCCUCGCAGAUCGCCAAGCUCAACCGCGCCCUUCGCCUCGGCGGUCGCGUGCUGCUGCGCUCCAGCGCCCGCCUGCCCUGGUACGUCGACGUGUUUGAGCGCCUCGGCUUUGCGGCCAAGCGCCACGGCAACCGCGAGCCCGGCGUGUGCAUCGACCGCGUCAACAUGUACGCCAGCUGCUGGAUCUGCACCAAGAUGGCCAAUCUGCCGCCGCCGACGCCUGGCCUCGACAGCGACCUGGGAAGUCGUCGGAGCAGCAGCGAGGUCGGAGUGACCGACAUUGACAAGCUGGUCAUUUAA
Grosmannia clavigera kw1407 is the source of this 2586-nucleotide messenger RNA. Its product is annotated as 3-amino-3-carboxypropyl transferase. The coding region runs from base 1 to 2586 and encodes 861 amino acids. The transcript is spliced from 2 exons. NCBI's taxonomy places the organism in Eukaryota, Fungi, Ascomycota, Sordariomycetes, Ophiostomatales, Ophiostomataceae. The record is from RefSeq and is a predicted model, not a curated record.